CACACACACACACACACAGGAGUAGACUGUAAAGCUGUGAGAAACUGACACACAACCGGACUGGCGCUACAUUUACAGCACACGGACAGGGCUGUUCUGAGCGCUCUCCCGCCCCCCUCGCUUCUGGACGUGACUGUGAGGAGCCGCUCCACGUGGGACUCGAUGAAAGAUGACAGAGGAGGUGAUUGUUAUAGCCAAGUGGGACUACACCGCUCAGCAGGACCAGGAACUUGACAUCCGGAAAAAUGAGCGCUUGUGGCUCCUGGAUGACUCGAAAACCUGGUGGAGAGUCCGCAACGCCUCCAACCGUACUGGCUAUGUCCCAUCCAACUACGUCGAGCGUAAGAAUAGCCUCAAGAAAGCCUCGAUUGUGAAGAACCUGAAGGAUACUCUAGGUCUUGGUAAAACGAAAAGGAAGACAAGUGCACGUGAUGCCUCUCCCACACCCAGCACAGAUGCAGAGUACCCCUCCAAUGGGAGUGCAGGAGGCAGUGGAGUGGGUGGGGCAGAGCGAAUCUACGAUCUGAACAUUCCAGCAUUGGUGAAGUUCUCCUACACAGCAGAACGUGAUGAUGAGCUGAGUUUAGUUAAAGGAGACCGGGUUGUCGUGAUGGAGAAGUGCAGUGAUGGGUGGUGGAGGGGGAGCCAUGACGGCCGCGUGGGCUGGUUCCCUUCAAACUAUGUCCGUGAGGAGCCGGCCUAUGCAGAUACAAAUGCAAGCUUUGGAGGGGACAUGUUAGGGGGCUUUCGCUCCCUAAGAGCAGGGCAGGGGGUGGGGCUUGUCAAUGGCAGGUUGGCAGGCACAGGGAGCUCAGUACUACCUGUGGUCCAGACUUUGUACCCCUUCAGCUCGGUUACUGAUGAAGAAUUGAACUUUGAGAAGGGUGAGACCAUGGAGGUGGUGGAGAAGCCAGAGAAUGAUCCUGAAUGGUGGCGAUGUAGGAACAGCAAGGGUGUGAUCGGCCUUGUGCCCAAGAACUAUGUUGUAGUGUUGAAUGACGGGCCUGCUGGACGACGUCCCGCCUCCCCUCCCAUCAGCCACAUGGGCCCGUCCCGUAUAGGCAAGUUUGCAGGCAAGGACUGGUACUACGGUAACGUGACCCGGCACCAGGCAGAAUGUGUACUCAAUGCACGAGGAGUUGAGGGAGACUUCCUUAUAAGAGACAGCGAGUCCUCGCCUAGUGAUUUCUCCGUGUCUUUAAAAGCAGUGGGGAAGAACAAACACUUCAAGGUGCAGCUGCAGGAUGGAGUUUACUGCAUUGGACAGAGGCGCUUCAACAGUAUGGAAGAGCUUGUGGAGCACUACAAAAAAGCUCCCAUCUUCACUAGUGAACAGGGAGACAAACUCUACCUGGUGAAACCUCUUGCCUGAACUUGGUUUUAUCCUACUUGGCAAGUUUUGCCUUUUCUUCUUUAUUUCCUUUGCCAUCUUCUCCUCUCUGCCUGUCUCCUUGUAAGGACUUUAAUCAAGCCUCUGGGUUGGAUGGCAGGAGUCCUGUACUUUCUCACAAGGCUCUGUCAAGGAAAAACUGGAUGUUCUUUUAAGUUGAAAUACCCAUAAGCCUGUUAAUUAUUUGUUCAAAAACUGAAUUCCAGCCUUUGAGGAGGACCUAGAAAUAAAUACAUCUUAUUCGUCUGA
Clarias gariepinus (North African catfish) is the source of this 1639-nucleotide messenger RNA. RefSeq names its product NCK adaptor protein 2a (gene nck2a). NCBI's taxonomy places the organism in Eukaryota, Metazoa, Chordata, Actinopteri, Siluriformes, Clariidae. The coding region runs from base 170 to 1372 and encodes 400 amino acids. Gene Ontology annotation, molecular function: protein binding. Gene Ontology annotation, biological process: negative regulation of PERK-mediated unfolded protein response; positive regulation of endoplasmic reticulum stress-induced intrinsic apoptotic signaling pathway; negative regulation of endoplasmic reticulum stress-induced eIF2 alpha phosphorylation. The record is from RefSeq and is a predicted model, not a curated record. The transcript is spliced from 4 exons.